AUGGCAAUGAACAGAACAUUCAAUCCUCUCACCCACAGUCCAGUGAAGACACCAACCACACUCCCACAUCGCACAACCUUCGUUAGCCACGCCAGGACACCAAUCCUCUCACCCACAGCCCAGCCACGUCAUCAACCACGCUCUUACAGCGCACAGCCAUCGCCAGCCACGCCAGGACAUCAAUCCUCUCACCUCCAGCCCAGCCACGUCAUCAACCACGCUCUUACAGCGCACAGCCAUCGCCAGCCACGCCAGGCCAUCAACCCUCUCACCCACAGCCCAGCAACGUCAUCAACCACGCUCUUACAGCGCACAGCCAUCGCCAGCCACGCCAGGCCAUCAAUCCUCUCACCUCCAGCCCAGCCACGUCAUCAACCACGCUCUUACCGCGCACAGCCAUCGCCAGCCACGCCAGGCCAUCAACCCUCUCACCCACAGCCCAGCCACGUCAUCAACCACGCUCUUACAGCGCACAGCCAUCGCCAGCCACGCCAGGCCAUCAACCCUCUCACCAACAGCCCAGCCACGUCAUCAACCACGCUCUUACAGCGCACAGCCAUCGCCAGCCACGCCAGGCCAUCAACCCUCUCACCCACCGCCCAUGUGUAG
Haliotis rufescens (red abalone) is the source of this 609-nucleotide messenger RNA. RefSeq names its product extensin-like. The transcript has a single exon. NCBI's taxonomy places the organism in Eukaryota, Metazoa, Mollusca, Gastropoda, Lepetellida, Haliotidae. The record is from RefSeq and is a predicted model, not a curated record. Bases 1 to 609 code for a protein of 202 amino acids.